Apus apus (common swift) is the source of this 1833-nucleotide messenger RNA. It is a transcript of the gene SLBP, whose product is annotated as stem-loop binding protein. The transcript is spliced from 8 exons. NCBI's taxonomy places the organism in Eukaryota, Metazoa, Chordata, Aves, Apodiformes, Apodidae. Gene Ontology annotation, molecular function: histone pre-mRNA stem-loop binding; mRNA binding. Gene Ontology annotation, cellular component: histone pre-mRNA 3'end processing complex; cytoplasm. The record is from RefSeq and is a predicted model, not a curated record. Gene Ontology annotation, biological process: mRNA 3'-end processing by stem-loop binding and cleavage; mRNA transport. The coding region runs from base 180 to 1004 and encodes 274 amino acids.
GAGGGGCUGGCGCCGCCCGGGGGGGGGCGGGCCGGGCGGUGUCAGUCAGCGCCGGCGGGAGAUGCGAAGGGGCUGAGCGGGAAAGCGGUUUAGUCGUCUCCCUGCUGCCCGCCGUCUUCCUCGUGCUGCUCUCCGGCCCCCUGGCCGGCCGGCUCUCCCUCCCGGGGACGCCCCGCGCCAUGUCUUCCCGCCAGAGGAGCCCGCACGGUGACGCGAAGAGCAGCCCCCGGCCCCCGCCGCGCUGGUCCCGAGGCAGGAAACGCGGCGCGGAUGGGAAGCGGAGGAAGCAGGACGGGUCGGGUUCGGCCGCUGCGGAUGAGGAGGAGCACAGGCCUUGUGGCAGCAGGCUGGACAGCUUUACAACACCAGAAGGCCCUGGCCCCCUUUCCCGUUGUUCAGACUGGGGAACUGCAGUGGAAGAAGAUGAAAUGAGGACCAGUGUUAACAAAGAAAUUGCAAGAUACAGAAGAAAACUCCUGAUAAAUGAAUUUUCAAGAGAAAGGAAGUCCUCCUCUGGAAGUUCUGAUUCAAAGGAAUCUGCUGUCACAGUAGAGUUUGAAACGGAUGAAGUGGUUUUGAUGAGAAGACAAAAACAGAUAAACUAUGGAAAAAACACAAUUGCUUAUGAUCGAUACAUUAAAGAAGUUCCUAGAUGCCAUCGUAUACCAGGAGUUCAUCCCAGAACCCCCAAUAAAUUUAAGAAGUACAGCCGUAGGUCAUGGGACCAGCAAAUUAAAUUGUGGAAAGUUGCAUUACAUUCCUGGGAUCCACCUACUGAAGAAGGAUGUGAUCUGCAAGAUAUUAGUCCUGUUGACCUCGGUGAGAUGGAGACAGAAUCUGUCGGAAGCAAUUCUACUGAAUCUCAAACGAGCUGUCAAGAUAAUGAUGAUACCUGUUCUGGCACUCCUACCAAGAUUAGACAUGUUGACUACCAAGCAGAAGGUGAAUUUGACUUGGAAGUGUGUCUGAGUGAACCACUUAAAGAUUUCAAUACUGUGAGUUAAAUAGUCACAAACAAACUGUUUUAGAGGAAGUUUCUUUUAAAUUUGAGAGAUUAGCUUAAUUCACAAACUGUUAAUUGUAAGAAACCCUAAGCAAAGUUGCAGACUUCUCAAAGUUGUGGUUAGUCUACAUAUUCUCUGGACCAAAGUUAUGUAAAAAUACAAUUAAGUUGUGCGACUUCUUUUUAACUUUUAAUUUAUGUAUAUCAGAUUUUUUUAUAAAACCUUUCAAUAUUAAAAAUAGCCAAAGGCAGGGCUAUCCUUAAGUUCAGCAAGAUCUUACUGAUUUCCUCCCCCCUGUUAUGUUCAUAGCAAAGCAGGGAGAUAUUAUUUUGAGCAUCUGUAUGUUACCUUACUUUUCCAACUGGCUCUUCUACAAAGAUCUGACUUAAUGUAAUACAAGUGGUAGCUGAAACACACUGCUGAUUAGUACUAGUAGACUAAUCUACUGCAGUUAUUUGCUGAAAGAUGAACUGCCUUACAUUAUUUAAGAAAAAAAUAAAAUUUGCAAAAAUGUUUCAGAAACAAUUGGAAAUCAAAUACUCUCAAGAAAUUGGAGGUCAGUGUAGUCAAACCUAGGCAGUAACACUUUAAGAAGUAGUAGUAGCCUGAAUUUGAAAUCUGUAAAUAGUCAUGAGUCAUUUGAUAAUAUAGUCAAGAAAACAAUGUCUAGGGAGAGUGCUUGAUUCUUUUUAAUGUGCUGAUUUUAAAUGUAAAACUGUUGUAAAUGAUAACACUGUACAGAUUUUGUGCUGAAAGCAGUUAAUGUUUUUUGUAUGGGAUUUGCUGGAAAAUAAAUGAAAUUUCAUUUGCUUAUGGCUCUUCAACUUAA